Molecule: messenger RNA, 2721 nt
Organism: Leptomonas pyrrhocoris
Lineage: Eukaryota; Euglenozoa; Kinetoplastea; Trypanosomatida; Trypanosomatidae
Product: putative aminoalcohol phosphotransferase
Exons: 1
Coding region: 937-2721 (594 amino acids)
Biological process (GO): phospholipid biosynthetic process
Cellular component (GO): membrane
Molecular function (GO): phosphotransferase activity, for other substituted phosphate groups
Source: RefSeq, a predicted model, not a curated record
GUGCACUGUAGCGGAUGCGCCUUUGCAGCGGCACCUCAGCUCAGCACACACAUACACACACACACACAUACACACACCGCUGUCCACGCUUCGUACGUCUCCCUCCACCCCGUCUCUAUCCGUAUUGUCUCGUACCCACCCACAAUCUGUUUUUCUUGUUUUCACUUUCUUUUGUUUUCUUUUUGAAGCUCUUCUUCUUUUCGCAGUCGUGGAAACUGCAUCGAGCACCGUGUUGAGCGGCGUAUUCAGCGUGGCACAGUCGAGGUGGCCUCCCUUCCAUCGUCCAGCUUUGGUCGGCGCAGCGGGUGGAGCAACGUUAUCGGCGUAGUGCACGGCAGUCGACGGAACGUCACUUCUCCCUGGCGCCAUCAUUUUUCCUCCGCUGGGUCUACUGCGUUUAUUGUUGUUAUUAUCUUCGUAGCUGCCUCCCGCUGACGUGUUCACAGCCCGGGUGCAGUCGACGGCGCUGCUCAUACAUAUCUCUCUGGAUGUGUGUGUGUUUGCGUCUCCACACGAACUCAGCAGUACUGAAGAGCACACGUGGGACCUUCACCACUACCAUAGCUAAUACAUAACAAUAAUCAUUAGUACUAUUAUUUCUCCGCUCCGUUCGAACACCACAGAACAGGAAGUCGCACGUCGUUGUCGUUGUUCGGUGGUGGACGUCGUUGUCGCAGACGAGAACGUUUUCUUUCUUUUUCUUUUUCUGUUUCUUGGAGGAGGGAGUAUUGUGCUUCUUUGCGAUAAAGAAGUUGACGUGCUCUCUCUCUCUCCCCCCCCCCUCCUCCCCUCUCUCUCUGCUGCUGCUGCUUCCUCUCGUGUUGCUGUGCGCCUCCCUCGCCUCCUUGUUUCUCGACCGAAGCAGGCGUGUAUGUAUAUAUAUCGUAGCUUAGUUCUCUUGUUUCUUUACUAUUUUUGUAUUCAUAGCCCGUCUGCAUGAACUCGUAUUUGCCCGAGGAUGCCAAGGAACGGUUGGCGCACUACGUCUACCGCGGCGAGGACCACAGCUACCUGUACAACCACAUGUGGCGCCCGCUCUGCCGAAGCGUGGUUCGUCACUUACCGGUCUGGCUCGCGCCGAACGUGAUCACCGUCACCGCCCUGGUGCUGGUCAGCAUCACCCACGCCCUGCUCGCCUACUACAUGCCGAAGCUCACGGUGAAGGAGACGAACUACUUGGACCGCGAUGAAUCACGCAGGACGGGGCUGCCCUUUGCAAAGGAGUUCCUGCCGCCGCCGCCCGCCUACGUGCUGGUCCUGGCAGCCGUCGCGCUCUUCCUCUAUCAGCUGCUGGACAACCUCGACGGGCACCAGGCCCGCCGCACCGGGACCUCGAGUCCGCUCGGCCUGCUGAUGGACCACGGCUGCGACGCGGUGAACUGUGUUAUCGGCGGUCUGUCGGUGGCCGCCGUCGUCUCCGCCGGACCGUGCUGGAAGACGUGGACCAUCACCCUCAGCACCGUCAUCGUCUUCUUCCUCAACACCUGGGAGGAGUACUACCGCGGCGUGCUCGUGCUGCCCGUCAUCAACGGCCCCAACGAGGGCAUUGUCAUCGCGAUUGGCGUCUACCUGUGGACGGCGUGGGUGGGCGGGCCGCAGUGGUGGGUCGACAACACGCUGGAGGUGCCAACGCGGUGGCUGCCGCGGGUGCUGCGCCAGUCCCCGCCGCAGGCUGCCGUCGCCAUCGAGAACUACGUGCUGCGCACCGUCUGCCCGUACCUGACGUCGCACAACGACGACGACGGCGGCUUCGCGGCGGUGCCCUUCUUCUUCAAUCUGAACUGCUCCUCCGCGUACAUCGCGCACCCGCCACGGCCGACGCGAGUGCUGUUCGCGCCCGAUCCGGUGACCGCGAGGUACGAGGAGGCGGUGGCGGGGAGCGUGUGGGCCGGGCACGGGUGGGUCCAGCGCACCGUUCUCCGUCUCUACGGCGGGAGUCAGGAGGGCCUGCGCAUACGUUAUAACACCCUUGGCGUGGCCUUCAUGACGGUGACGGCCGCCAUGACCUGCGCGGGCAACGUUUAUCAGGUCUACCGCGCCAUCCGCCGCGCCUCGGCCGCGGAGCUGGCGCACGAGCCCGGCUACGGCCGCUUCCACGCGCGCUUUCCCUUCCUCCACGCGCUGUCGAAGCUCAUUCCACUGGUGGUGAUCACCCUGAUGGGGAACGUGUGGUUCCUGACGUCGCAGGAGGACGUCUUUCGCCGGCACCCGCGGCUCUUCUGCUGGACCGUGGGCCUGCUGUACACGAAGCUGGCGAUACACUUGAUGGUGUCGCACCUCUGCGGCGCGGAGUUCUUCCCCUUCCCGCGCACCUUCGUUCCUUUCGUGCUCUUCGGCGGCCACAUCUGCCUGACGUACCUCCACAACGUGGGCCAGCUCCGCCGGCAGCAGCUCCGCAGCGGCGGCGGGGGCGGGGGGGUGGCGCACGUAGGCCACGUAAACCGCAGCGGCUCGCGGGUGCCGACGAGCGCCACCGGGGCCUACUCCGACUACGCCUACGACCUCGACGAGGAGCUCAUCCUCUACGAGUUCUUCGCCCUCUCGGUGGUGACCUUUGCGCACUUGGUGUGGAACGUGGUGCGGGGGACGGCGGCGGUGCUGGAGGUGCCGGUCUUCACGGUGCCGCUCCAGAAGCAGGUAGCGCUGCGGACCGCCAUCGCAGCGGAGAAGGCGGAGCGGGCCAACAGCAAGCAGAAGCCGGAAACGAAGAAAGACAAGUGA